GGGCAGUGCGGCGGGCGUGUCCGGAGCUCGCGAGCAACUGACCCGGAUGUUCACUCCUAGGUCCUAAGGAAGUAGAGGCGCCGCCGGGCCUACGGGGCACAGCGAUACCGAACCGUAAGAGCACCGGAGAGCCCGGCCCUCACCCACCGCAGCCAUGAGUGACCAACAGUUGGACUGUGCCUUGGAUUUAAUGAGGCGUCUCCCUCCCCAACAGAUUGAGAAGAACCUCAGUGACCUCAUUGACUUGGUACCCAGUCUCUGUGAAGAUCUCCUGUCCUCAGUCGACCAGCCCCUGAAGAUCGCUCGGGAUAAAGUGGUGGGCAAAGACUACCUGCUGUGUGAUUACAACAGAGAUGGCGACUCCUACAGGUCACCGUGGAGCAAUAAGUACGACCCACCCUUGGAAGAUGGAGCCAUGCCGUCCGCCCGUCUGCGUAAGCUGGAGGUGGAAGCCAACAACGCCUUUGACCAGUACCGAGACCUGUAUUUUGAAGGUGGCGUCUCCUCAGUCUAUCUCUGGGAUCUGGACCACGGUUUUGCCGGAGUGAUCCUUAUCAAGAAAGCUGGAGACGGUUCAAAGAAGAUCAAAGGAUGCUGGGACUCCAUCCAUGUGGUGGAAGUGCAGGAGAAGUCGAGCGGCCGCACUGCUCAUUAUAAGCUGACCUCUACUGUCAUGUUGUGGCUGCAGACGAACAAGAGCGGGUCUGGGACAAUGAACCUGGGCGGAAGCCUCACCCGGCAGAUGGAGAAGGACGAGACUGUGAGCGACUCCUCUCCGCACAUAGCAAAUAUUGGGCGGCUGGUAGAGGACAUGGAGAACAAAAUCAGGAGCACGCUCAAUGAAAUUUACUUCGGGAAAACCAAGGACAUAGUCAACGGGCUCAGAUCAAUAGAUGCAAUACCCGACAACGUUAAAUUUAGGCAACUCCAGAGGGAGCUGUCUCAGGUGCUGACACAACGCCAGAUCUACCUGCAGCCAGAUAACUAGUCCAGGUCUGUCCAGACAUUUGCAGACAAAUCGAAACAGGAGGCUUUGAAGAACGACUUAGUGGAGGCUCUGAAGAGAAAGCAGCAAAGUUAAAUGUUAUCCCGUCCCCCUCCCUUUUCAUUUCUAAUAAUGUCUCCCCCGGUCCCCAUCAGUCAGGAACCCCCACCUUAUUUCUGUUUUCUUUCUUUUUUGCCCCCUCCCCGUCUGUUUGUCGCCCCCGUCUCUGUCUGCAUCACUUACAUAGCCAUUCAGCACAGUCUGCUCCUGUCAAAUAAAGCUGUAUGAACCCGUCAUAGUCUGGGGCUCGUUACUCCAGCCUUCCCUGCCCUCUCCCCCAAUUUUGUGCUAACUGCCCAGCCCCCGUGUCACCCGGUUAUAUACUGCACAUCCCGCUGCACCCUCCGCAGCGCCAGAAAUGGUUACCUCCUAUCGGAGAAUAGAUGGAUCUGUUCCGGAGGGUGGAAGAAGAGACUUUUUUUCAUCACGGGAUCCCUUGCCCCCUUCCUCCCCCCGACUUCUGCCCCCGAUUCUCAUUUUUCCUGGUGACUGUCUGGGGAAUGCAUAGGGUAUGUUAUUUUUUUCUUUCUUUCUUUUUUUUGUUUUGUUAUAUAUAUAUUUUUUGUAAAGCUUUAAGUCUUCUAUAUGAGCCUUCCUGUACUAACAAUAAAAUGAUUCUAAAUAUCUGG
Messenger RNA from Bufo bufo (common toad), 1674 nucleotides. It is a transcript of the gene CAPZB, whose product is annotated as capping actin protein of muscle Z-line subunit beta. The coding region runs from base 155 to 988 and encodes 277 amino acids. Gene Ontology annotation, cellular component: cytoplasm; F-actin capping protein complex. The record is from RefSeq and is a predicted model, not a curated record. Gene Ontology annotation, molecular function: actin filament binding. Gene Ontology annotation, biological process: regulation of lamellipodium assembly; negative regulation of filopodium assembly; cell morphogenesis. NCBI's taxonomy places the organism in Eukaryota, Metazoa, Chordata, Amphibia, Anura, Bufonidae. The transcript is spliced from 10 exons.